UUAAUGGAAAUAAACAAAAUAAAAAACAAUUCUUAUAUAAUUACAAUUCACUAAAUGGUUGUUAUAGUGGCAUUACAAGCUACAGAAAACUAAUUAAUUAAUGAGAUUAAUGCCACAGAUCAUGUUAAAAACACCAUUUUCAUUGGAGUGGGUCUUUAAAACUAUAAUAAAAUCACAUUUAGAAGAUUAUUAAGAGCUUUAAUAAAAGAAACGUUACCAUCUGAUCAUUGUGACAAUGUCCAUGCACGCUUUAUUUAUGCAAACCAGACACUAUUCCGUUUAUCUGCUCUCCAUCAAAAUAACUUCUCCAGAGAUCUCGUCCAAAACUGGACGGAAAGUUUUGGCCCAAAGAAUAAAGGGGAAGGAAGAAUUCCAUUCAGCUUUUUAAUCUUGCCUGAUUCCCGAGAUUAUCUGCGUGUUGAAGGGUCAUUAAGCAUAAGGAAGUGCACGUGAUUCAGACGGAGAGCCCAAACACGUUGACGAAAACGUCAUUUCAAGCCUCAAGUACCAACGUCCGCCAUCGCGCUGCAGCGGGCCGCAAAUGUAAACGGAAAGGACGUGCAGCGGGAGAGCAGAGCGCGACCUGUCCACUCUUCUGUUAUCUGGACAUCUGCCUGAAUGGAGGAUCUAAAUAUUAUGACAGGCGUCCUGACUGAGUGUACCUGCUGGUUACACUAUGGCUGAUCUGCACUGAGGCAAGGUGGCUUAUGUCUCAGUGACACGACUGUCCUGAAACUCCCUGACUUUCUCUCCCUCCUGUGUUUUUCUUCAUAAACAUCCUUCAUUGAAACUGUUAUGUAAGUGGCAGAUCAAAUAGAAGUCACCUUUGUGCUUUUGUUGUGGCUGAUGAGGGGAUAAAAAGGAGAAUGUGUGUUAAAUUGGGAACUUCGCAAAUAUGUGGGAUUCUGCAAUCACUGCUGCUUUAGAUUUCAAAGUAAAAGCAUGAUUAUAAGGAGAAGGUGCAGCAAAUAAAAGGGAGAGAGGGAAUGUUGGACAGUGUUGCGUUCGACUCGCUCCCUCAGCCGGGUGUUCAUUUCCAUCUGCAGCACAGUAUCCUCAAGUCUGAACUCUGAUGAGGGUCACUUGCCAGAGGAAGAUUUUUUUUCCCGCCUCCCUUUUUUUUUUUUGACUUCCUUCAUGGGCAGAAGCUGGUGUAAGUGAAACCAGACACACGCCAGCAUGCGAGGCGUUCACUGCUGCAAGACUUCUUCACAGAAUGGGAAACAGGAUGAAAAAGAAGUCCUAGUCGAGGGGUCAGUCACUUGUUUUAUUUUUAUUUUUAAUCAGUCUUUAAGUUAGUAUUUAAUACGAGAGGGGCCAGAAUGUUGAGACUGAAGAGGUUUUCCAAAGUUCAGGACAGGAAGCAGUGCGGAAAACUUCAGAAUGGGAAAUGAAUAGAGCAGUUUUUACAGAUUCUAGCUGAGAAGCUUGAGAGAGCAUCAUGAGCUGGAGCUUUCUCACUCGCCUUCUGGAAGAAAUCCACAACCACUCCACAUUUGUGGGGAAAGUGUGGCUGACUGUUCUCAUCAUUUUCCGCAUCGUGCUCACUGCGGUUGGAGGCGAGUCCAUCUACUCAGACGAGCAGUCCAAGUUUACCUGCAACACCAAGCAGCCGGGCUGCGACAACGUGUGCUACGAUGCCUUCGCCCCGCUCUCACAUGUUCGCUUCUGGGUCUUCCAGAUCAUCAUGAUCUCCACUCCUUCUGUCAUGUACAUGGGAUACGCCAUCCACAAGAUAGCUCGGAGUUCGGAGGAGGAGCGCAGGAAGCAGCAGAGACUCCGUAAGAAGCCUCCUCCGCACUCCCGAUGGAGGGAAAACCAUCACCUGGAGGACGUCUUGGAGGGAGAGGAGGAUGAUGAGGCUGAGCCCAUGAUUUACGAGGAGACGAUGGAGGUUCAGGAAGCAAAGCCUGAACCUGUGAGCACCAACAAACAGCCACAAAAACACGAUGGACGAAGACGAAUCAUGCAAGAGGGCUUGAUGAGAAUUUACGUCCUCCAGCUGAUGUCUCGAGCUGUUUUUGAAAUCGCCUUCCUCGCUGGACAGUAUCUCCUGUACGGUUUUCGAGUUAGUCCCUCCUACGUGUGCAACCGCGUGCCCUGUCCUCACAGAGUGGACUGCUUCAUCUCCAGGCCCACUGAAAAAACCAUCUUCCUCCUCAUAAUGUAUGUCGUGAGCUGUCUUUGUUUAGUGCUAAACGUUUGCGAAAUGCUCCAUUUGGGGAUCGGAAACCUCCGGGAUACUCUUAGGAUGAAGAGACACCGGGGCCGGCGCCCGUUAUCCUACGCCUACCCCUUCUCCCGCAACAUUCCCGCCUCUCCGCCAGGAUACAACCUCGUCAUGAAAACGGAGAAGCCCAACAGAAUCCCCAACAGCCUCAUCGGUCAUGAGCAGAACAUGGCCAACGUGGCGCAGGAGCAGCAGUGCACCAGCCCUGACGAGAACAUCCCCUCGGAUCUGGCCAGCCUGCACCGGCACCUGCGGGUUGCACAGGAGCAGCUCGACAUGGCCUUUCAAACCUACCAAACCAAGAACAACCAGCAGACCUCCAGAACCAGCAGCCCUGUGUCUGGAGGCACCAUGGCAGAGCAAAACCGAGUCAACUCCGUUCAGGAGAAACAAGGAGCGAGACCAAAAACCAGCAUGGAGAAAGCUGCGAGCGCCGGGAAGAACGGGAAGACCUCUGUCUGGAUUUAGAACUCACGAAUCUCUGCAAACGUACAGCAACAUAGCUGGACUAUGAUUCAACAAAAACAUUUCAAUCAAACUAUCUGGGAAAUGACAGUAGCUUAGGUUGAAAGGUUUAGUUUUUAAGGAAAACACACAAAAAAAAUCUCAAAUCUGUCACAUAACCAUAGUGAGUCAUGUUGCACCGUAGAUGUUGGGUAGUUGACAUAUGUAACCAUAGCUAAUUUAGCCAUAAAAAUCUUCCAAUAUCAUAUUUUACUGAACUGGAUUCAUAAAAACAUGGAGACUCUGUGGUUCUUUCUUUUAUUCAAGAUUGAAAGUGCAAAGAAAGAAAUUACAGUCGCACAAUGACAGUUGUGGAGAAAUUGACAGAUGCGUGUUUGUCAUUGCGACAGAUCUUCGGUCAUCACCUGCAAAGUAGUGAGAAAUAAGAUUACUUUCUUGGACAAAAUCUGAUUUUUUUUCUCAAGAAGGAGGGAUUAUACAUGCUUAACAAAGGACAAUUUGCAUUUGCAUAUUUGAUUUAGAUGUAAUGGAAAUAUUUCAUUUAGUUGAUGAAAUAAAAUUGUCCAUUGUCAAGUCCCACCUCACAGAUUUGUUGCCAAGUUAUAUCUUAUCCUGCCUUUCAUAUCUAAAAGUGCCUAAAACUUUUACAGACUGUUAUGUUAUUUUAUUCAUGAGAUUAUGAAUGAGUCGUUCAGUUCAUAUUUCCUGCUUCAGAGGAGCUUUCUGCUUUCCUGAUCUAACACGAUAGUCUGAAAUAGUUUCAUCAAAACAUUACACAAAAACAGACUAAUUUCAUGGAGUUUCACAAACCUUUUUCUGCAGUUAUUUAAGUAAGACAUAAUCUAAGGAACACUUUUCCUAGGACAUGAGGAGGCAGAGUUGCACUGACUAACAUGUCUGAGGGAAAAAAAGGUGUGAAAGGCAAUUCUUUGGGUUUAACAAAAUGAUAUUGCAGACAAGCACUUUAAAAAAUGCUUACUUUGUUCUAAAAAGUUAAGAGAAUACAUAAAAGUGUACAUAGAUUGCCUUCUGAAGUGUUUUUUUUAAAUAAAUGAAGACAUUGAACUCAG
Oryzias melastigma (Indian medaka) is the source of this 3765-nucleotide messenger RNA. It is a transcript of the gene gjc2, whose product is annotated as gap junction protein gamma 2. The record is from RefSeq and is a predicted model, not a curated record. NCBI's taxonomy places the organism in Eukaryota, Metazoa, Chordata, Actinopteri, Beloniformes, Adrianichthyidae. The transcript is spliced from 2 exons. Gene Ontology annotation, biological process: cell communication. Bases 1442 to 2698 code for a protein of 418 amino acids. Gene Ontology annotation, cellular component: connexin complex.